Sclerotinia borealis F-4128 is the source of this 2160-nucleotide messenger RNA. Lineage: Eukaryota; Fungi; Ascomycota; Leotiomycetes; Helotiales; Sclerotiniaceae. The record is from the annotation of a GenBank genome assembly.
AUGUCUACAGAGCAAGUUCCAGUCUCACUCCCACUUGUGGGGGGCAAGAAGACUACGUUGGAGCAUCCUCUUGGUCCAUUGACAGCUGGUGAAAUAUUGGAGAGUUCGAGAAUUGUUAAGGAAUCAUGGCCUGCGGAGGCUAUAUUUCAAUUCAAGACAAUUACACUUCAGGAACCAGAUAAGGCUGAAUUGGUCCCAUUUCUCACUGCUGAGCAUUCGGGAUCCGCUCUCCCAAAGGUUGACAGGAGGAGUUUCGUGGUUUACUAUCUUAAAAAUACUAUUGUUCAGGAAUUGAUAUUAAUGGGCUUUUUGCAGGAUAAAUUACACGAAGCUAUCGUCAAUCUUUCUACUGGAGAGGUAGAGAGCAAUGUCAGACUUGGCCCGAAUGUUCACAGCGGCGCCGAUGGAGAAGAAAUCGUAGCAGUGGAGAUAGCUGCCUUGGAGGAUGCGGGAGUGAAGGCCGAGAUUGCAAAGCUUCAAUUGCCAGAAGGGACUGUCGUUGUUUGCGACCCAUGGAUUUAUGGCUCUGAUGGAAUAAACGAUGGCAUUUUCACCGACGAAAAGCGCUUUUUUCAGUGCUUUCUUUACAUUCGAGACCCAAAGAAUCCUAAUGAGGCAGAUGGCAACCAUUAUGCUAUGCCUCUUACCAUUUCUCCAGUCGUCAGUGCAGAGACUAUGAAAGUUACACGUAUCGAUAUCAUGCCAACUGGAGCCGAUCAUACAAUCAAGGAGCUCUCGCCAUAUAAAGUCCAACCUGCCAACGAAUAUAUACCUGAAGCACAAGAUCUCCGAAACGAUCUUAAGCCAUUGAACGUCAUUCAACCAGAAGGUGCUUCGUUCGAAGUAUCUAAUUUCAGUGAACAAGGACAUACUGUUGCGUGGCAAAAAUGGACCUUCAAGGUUGGUUUCAACCAAAGAGAAGGCAUGGUUCUUUACGAUGUUCAUUAUGAUGGACGUCCUCUCUUCUACAGAUUGUCUCUCUCAGACAUGAACAUCCCAUAUGCCGAUCCUCGUAACCCAUUCCACAGAAAAGCAGCCUUCGAUCUCGGUGAUGCAGGAGCGGGUAUCAUGGCAAACAACCUCCAGCUCGGAUGUGAUUGUCUCGGUUCGAUCCACUAUCUCUCCGCUGUUCUCAACGACGCGAAAGGAGAAGCCCUCGAGAUGCCCAACGUAGUAUGCAUCCAUGAGCAAGACAACGGUAUCGGAUGGAAACACACCAACUACAGAACCGGCCGCGCAGCAGUCGCCCGUAACAGAGAACUCGUUCUUCAAUCUAUCAUUACCGUGGCAAACUACGAGUAUAUCCUCGCAUUCCAGUUCAAUCAAGCCGGAGAAGUCAUGUACGAAGUUCGUGCCACCGGUAUCCUCUCCACUCAGCCCAUCGACGAAGGCCUCACAGUCCCAUGGGGAACCGUUGUUCAUCCUGGUGUUCUCGCCUCCCACCAUCAACACAUCUUCUCCCUACGCGUCGACCCCAUGAUCGAUGGUCCCCUCAAUAGUCUCGUCUACGAAGAAGCACACCCCAUGCCCCGUAACGACUUCAACCCACACGGUGUCGGUUACACCGUCGACACCACUCCCAUCACCACAUCCGGCGGCUACGAUCUCAACUACGACGUCAACCGCACCUUCAAAAUCCAAAACUCCUCCAUCAAGAACCCCAUCAACGGCAAACCCGUCGCCUACAAAAUCCACGUCCCUCCCUUCCAAAAAAUGCUCGCCGACCAAGAAUCUUUCCAUUUCAAACGCGCCGAAUUCGCAGACCACAAUAUCUACGUCACCUCCUACCGCGACAACGAACUCUACGCCGGAGGCAAAUACACAAACCAAUCUCGCGGUGGCACCGGUGUGCGUUCUUUCGCGGCACGACAGGAUAAUGUCGCGGAUGAUGAUAUUGUCGUUUGGGUCCAAUUUGGAAUCAACCACGUACCACGCAUUGAGGAUUUCCCAGUCAUGCCCGUGGAAAUCAUCAAGGUGGCACUAAAACCCGUUAAUUUCUUCACCAAGAAUCCAGCAUUGGAUGUCCCGCCUUCAGAACAAAGUUUCAAUAAGAGUGUAUUGGCAAAGGAUAGUGCGGCGCAACAUCAUCAAGAGUUGGGGACUGCUGUUGUAGGGGCAAAGGGGGAUCUGUGUUGUGUGAAGGAUGGAAGUAAGUUGUGA